Clarias gariepinus (North African catfish) is the source of this 949-nucleotide messenger RNA. RefSeq names its product gastrula zinc finger protein XlCGF7.1-like. The record is from RefSeq and is a predicted model, not a curated record. Bases 59 to 901 code for a protein of 280 amino acids. The transcript is spliced from 2 exons. Lineage: Eukaryota; Metazoa; Chordata; Actinopteri; Siluriformes; Clariidae. Gene Ontology annotation, biological process: regulation of immune system process; regulation of cytokine production; negative regulation of transcription by RNA polymerase II.
AGAAGUAGAAGAAUAACAACAGAUACGUGCACUUGCUGAGGUCCAGAAACCAAACAUAAUGGCAACAAAAGAAUCCAGUACUGAACAAAAGACUGACCUUCACUGGUGCUCAGUUUGUGAAAAGAGUUUUAUGAACCAGAGCAUGCUCAGAAACCACCUGUGUAUUUCCGAAUCGAAUCAUCUCCAGGAUCACCAGAGCAUUAAAACAGGAGAGAAGCUAUUUACCUGCUUGCAGUGUGGGAAGCGAUUUACUUACAAGAGUAAUCUCAAAGCGCACCAGCGCAUUCACACUGGAGAGAAGCCAUAUCAGUGCUCCCAGUGUGGAAAGAGCUUCCGUCAUCAGGAUACUCUCCAGAAACACCAGCUCGUUCACACUGGAGAGAAACCGUAUUACUGCUCCCAGUGCGGAAAGAGCUUCCGUCAUCAGAAUACUUUCCAGCAACAUCAGCGCAUUCACACUGGAGAGAAACCUUAUCACUGCUCAGUGUGUGUGAGGAGUUUUAGUAGACAGGAUACUCUCCGGAAUCACCAGCGCAUUCACACAGGAGAGAAACCGUAUCAAUGCUUACAGUGCGGAAAGAGCUUCCGUCAUCAGAACACACUCCAGCAACACCAGCGCAUUCACACCGGAGAGAAGCCGUAUCACUGCUCACAGUGCGGAAAAAGGUUUAGUCAACUGUACGCUCUGACACACCACCAGUUUAUUCACAAUGUAGCAAAGCCGUUUAUCUGUUCUGCGUGUGGGAGCAGAUUUACUUAUAAGGGUAAUCUGAAAGCACAUCAGCGCAUUCACACAGGAGAGAAACUGUAUCAGUGUUCACAGUGUGGAAGGAGUUUUAAUCAACAGAACGCCCUCCAAAACCACCAAUGCAGCCACACUAAAAAGAAGACACAUCACUGACGAAAGUCAAACCAAACUCAUAAUACUGUACCUAUUCGGAAAUACAGU